Aegilops tauschii subsp. strangulata is the source of this 879-nucleotide messenger RNA. Lineage: Eukaryota; Viridiplantae; Streptophyta; Magnoliopsida; Poales; Poaceae. The record is from RefSeq and is a predicted model, not a curated record.
AUGGAGACGCUGGCUCAGAGGGUGGCGAAGAGGGCCAAGAUGUCGAUGGGCGGCAAGCCCCCGGCGAGCACUUCGCGCACGCCGGAGCUAGUGGUGAUCAGCCCAGACAACAGCCCCCGGCGCAGCCCCCGCUUCAGCCCCCAGCACCUUCCCUCGACGAACCCGAAGGACGUCGACACCGUCAUCAAGGAGGUCGCCAAGGAUGCCAAAGCCGAGGCCGACAAGAUUGCUGCCGAGGAGGCCGCCAAGACUGCCGUUGAGGAGGCCGCUAGGGGGCCUGCCGGGGAGGCCAGCAAGGAUACUGCCGAAGGGGCCAGCGAGGCUGCUGCUGGGGAGGCCGACAAGGCUGUCGCCGAGGAGGAGGAGGCCAACGACCAACCUUCCUCCCCUCCGGCCCCCGCCUCGGGCAGGUACUUGAAGGUGGGCGACGACCUGUUCGUCCACCUCCCAGGGACGGCGGGCACCAGGGCGCCGGCCGAGGGGGAGGUGUUUGACGACGAGGCGCUCGCCGCCGUCGGGCUCCAGGUUGUCGACGAACCGAGCCCCGGCGAUGGCGGUUCCCGAGAGGAGAAACUUCUCCAGGCCACGAGCACUAACUUUCAGAAACUCCAGGUGCUCCACCGCCUGGACAAGGUGAAAUCCAGGAUGGUGGCGGUGGACAAGGCGGAGGCAGAUCUUGAGGAGCGCGUCACUCAGACGCAAGCUUGGUUUGUCGGGGACCGGGACAAACUAAAGGCUGUCCAGGAUGAGCUGGCUGAGCACAGGCGGGAGCUCGUCCUGAAGCAGCCCGACGUCAAGAAGGCCCAGGAGGCAGCAAAGGAGCAGGCCGCCAAGGACGAGGCUGCUCGGCAACAGCACCAGGCUCUGCUCAACUCCUAG